AUCUUAACCACUCAAAGUAUACAGUUUUGACCCGGUAUGUCUUGGCUUUCAGAAAAGUCAUACACAUCCGUGAAACAGCAAACGUUAGGUACAGACCUCCUAAGCUUUCUGUCUACGUGUUGGUCAGCUCGAGCAUGCGGAAGAUAUGGACGACACGCAUUCCUUUCUUGACCUUGCCACCAGUGAUAUGUACAUAAUAUGAUGUGAGGGGCAAACUGAACCAGAAGCUGGAGAAGUGGAUAACAGAAGGCUGCAGAAAAUAUAAACAUCAACGGGGAAACUUCUUGGAAAACUUACACAAGAGUGCAGAGAUUAUAAGGAGACAUUUGAAACAGAGCAGUCUGCUGACCGAAUAUUUUACCUAAUUUGCAGUUCUGAUCACAUUUUUACAAGAUCACUGACAAACCAGCAGCUAUGACUUGCCAGCAGCCUGUUCUAUGGAUUACCGCCUUUUUGGGUUUUGCUUUGUCUGUGCAAGGUUACCCAACUCACUACUGCCCAAGAGGUCUCGUGGCCUAUGAGGAAAAAUGCUACAAGAUGUUGCAUGUCGCCACCACCUGGCCGGAAGCGAAGAUCCUGUGCGAGACAAUGGGAGCCCAUCUUGUGGAGAUCAAUGACCCAAUGAAGGAAUCUUUCUUGUUCUACAGAGUUCUUAAUUUUGAACCGGACAAAGCCAGAUCUGCUCUGUGGAUAGGAGCGUCCGACAUGAUGUCCGAGAACGACUGGGUCUGGAUGACCUCAAGACGACACAUGACCUACCGGAACUGGAAGUUACGUCAAAGCACUGCCUUCGCAGAUAAUCACGGCCAUUGUUUGGCCAUGCAGACGUUGCCAGAAUUUGCUUGGCUGCAAGUGGAUUGUUCUGAGCGCCUUGGAUUCGUCUGCGAGUUUGACGAACCUUACUAACAGGAUUUCACUAUCUCUGUUGAACUGGAGACAUCCCAAGGAGCCAAGACGAAAACACUGCCUUGAGUUUCAGUAAAACAAAUUAAUGAUUCAACACAUGUGCUCUUUGUUUGCUACGUGUGUCUCUUUCUGAUUCGUUGUUUACACAUAAUAUGAUUGAUUCUCCUUCUGUUGAAAGUAAAAUGUCUUUGCUGCGCACAUCGA
Molecule: messenger RNA, 1110 nt
Organism: Aplysia californica (California sea hare)
Lineage: Eukaryota; Metazoa; Mollusca; Gastropoda; Aplysiida; Aplysiidae
Product: perlucin-like protein
Exons: 5
Coding region: 415-906 (163 amino acids)
Biological process (GO): biological process involved in interspecies interaction between organisms
Cellular component (GO): external side of plasma membrane
Molecular function (GO): carbohydrate binding
Source: RefSeq, a predicted model, not a curated record